Heterocephalus glaber (naked mole-rat) is the source of this 4105-nucleotide messenger RNA. Lineage: Eukaryota; Metazoa; Chordata; Mammalia; Rodentia; Bathyergidae. The record is from RefSeq and is a predicted model, not a curated record.
GAGGCUGUCCUUAGGCAGCUCUCCCCAUGCCGGGCAGUUCGCUGCAUCUGAAGGAGCUCGCUGGAGAACCUCCAACAGCGGAGCGGGCCUUCAACUACCAUUCCACCACCUGCUGAGAAGCAAAGCCUUUUGACCCUGGAGAGAAAAGGAAAGGGAGCCACCAUGCUGUGGAAAUUCACUCUCUUGCUCUUUUUUAUUCCAAUGGAGUCUCAACCGGAUCUGUGGAUGGAGUCCAACUACCCACAGGCUUCUUGGGAGAACAUCACACUUUGGUGCAGAAGCCCCUCUCAGACAUCAAGCAAGUUCCUGCUGCUGAAGGAUAAGACACAGAUUUCAUCGUUCUGCCCUUCCUAUAAGACCUUCCAGGCUUCGUUCUUCUUAGGUGUUCUCACUGAAUCCAAUACAGGUCUUUAUAGAUGCUGUUACUGGAAGGAGACAGGCUGGUCAAAGCCCAGUAAAAUUCUAAAGUUGGAAGAACCAGGCCAGCGGCCCAAGCCCAUCUUCUGGAUCCAGGCUGAGAGAUCCCCUCUUGCUGGGUGUAACGUUAACGCUCUCUGCCAUGGCUGGCUGCAGGAUUUGGUAUUCAUGCUGUUUAAAGAGGGGUAUGCAGAACCAGUGGAUUACCAAGUCCCAACCGGGACAGUGGCCAUAUUCUCCAUUGACAACAUGACACCUGAGAAGGAAGGGGCUUACCUCUGCCAUACUAACAUCCAGAUGCUCCCCACUCUGUGGUCAAAGCCCAGCAACCCCCUGAAGCUGGUUGUAGCAGGACUCUACCCCAAACCAACUCUAACAGCAUAUCCUGGGCCCAUCUUGGCACCUGGAGAAAGCCUGGAUCUCAGGUGCCAAGGGCCAAUCUAUGGAAUUACCUUUGCUUUAAUGAAGCUUGAAGACCUGGACAAGUCCUUUUACCAUAAGAAGCCAAUAAAAAACGAGGCACGUUUCUUCUUCCAGACUUUGACGAUCCAUGAUUCUGGACAUUACCUCUGUUUUUACUAUGAUGGAUCAUACAGGGGUUCACUCUUUAGUGAUAUCCUGAAAAUCUGGGUAACCGAUAAGCCUCCCAAACCCUUGCUGGCAGCUUGGCCCAGCACUGCGUUCAAGAGAGGAAAGGUCAUUACCCUUCAGUGCCGAGUAUCUCAUCCAGUACUUGAAUUUUCUCUGGAGUGGGAAGAAAGAGCAACAUUCCACAAAUUCUCAGUGGAUGGAGACUUCAUCAUCACUAAUGUUGAAGGGAAAAGCACAGGGACCUACAGUUGCAGCUACCGCACAGAGGCACUUCCUAACAUCUGGUCACAUCACAGUGAGCCUCUGAAGCUAAUGGGGCCAGCAGGUGUGCUCACCUGGAAUUACGUUCUGAAUGAAGCUUUCAGGUUGUCCCUAAUCAUACAGCUUGUUGCCCUGCUGUUGGUAUUGCUGUGGAUAAGGUAUAAAUGUUGGAGACUCAGAAUCAGAGAAGCCUGGUUGCUGGGAAUAGCUCAAAGGGUCACCAUGCUCUUCAUCGUCACAGCCCUUCUCUGCUGUGGACUGUGCAACGGGGUAUUGACAGAAGAGACUGAAAUAAUCAUGCCAACCCCCAAGCCUGAGCUGUGGGCAGAGACAAACUUCCCUCUGGCCCCGUGGAAGAACUUAACCCUGUGGUGCAGAAGCCCCUCUGGCUCUACGAAGGAGUUUGUGUUGCUGAAGGACGGGACGGGGUGGAUCGCAACUCGCCCAGCCUCAGAGCAGGUCCGGGCUGCCUUCCCCCUUGGUGCCCUGAGCCAGAGUCACACAGGGAGCUACCACUGUCAUUCAUGGGAGGAGAUGGCUGUUUCGGAGCCCAGUGAAGCACUUGAGCUGGUGGGGACAGACAUCCUUCCCAAACCUGUCAUUUCGGCUUCUCCCCCAGUCUGGGGCCAGGAACUGCAAAUCCGGUGCAAAGGAUGGCUGGCAGGCAUGGAGUUUGCGCUGUACAAGGAGGGAGAGCAGGAACCUGUCCAGCAACUUGGUGCCGUUGGAAGAGAAGCCUUCUUUACAAUCCGAAGAAUGGAGGAUAAGGACGAAGGCAAUUACAGCUGCCGCACACACACGGCCACGCUCCCCUUCAAGUGGUCUGAGCCCAGCGAGCCCCUAGAGCUUGUCAUAAAAGAAAUGUACCCGAAGCCCUUCUUCAAGACAUGGGCCAGCCCUGUGGUCCCCCUGGGUGGUCGAGUGACUUUCAAUUGCUCCACCCCACACCAGCACAUGAGCUUUAUUCUGUACAAAGAUGGCAAUGAAAUAGCGUCCAGUGACCGCUCUUGGGAAAAUCCAGGGGCCAAUGCAGCUUACUUUCUCAUCAUUUCAGUGGGCAUUGGUGAUGGAGGGAACUACAGCUGCCGCUAUUAUGACUUUGAUAUCUGGUCUGAGCCCAGCAACACUGUGGAACUUGUGGUGACAGAAUUCUUCCCCAAACCCACUCUCCUGGCCCAGCCAGGUCCUGUGGUGCUUCCUGGGGAGAACGUGACCCUGCGCUGCCAAGGGACUUUGAAGGACAUGAGGUUUGCCCUCUUUCAGGAGGGAACUCAGGUUCCCUUACAGUUCCAGAGUGCUUCAGGGAACUCUGCUGACUUCCUCCUCCACACUGUCAGAGAAAAGGACUCUGGGAACUACAGCUGCAUCUACUAUGAGACAACCAUGUCAAACCGGGGCUCAUAUUUCAGUAUGCCUCUCAUGAUCUGGGUGACUGACACAUUUCCCAAGCCAUGGCUGUUUGCUGAGCCCAGUUCUGUGGUCCCCAUGGGGCAGAAUGUUACUCUCUGGUGCCAGGGGCCAGUCCAUGGAGUAGGGUACAUUUUGCACAAGGAAGGAGAAGCCAUUUCAAAGCAGCUCUGGGGGUCCGCUAGUAAUGAUGGGGCAUUCCCCAUCACCAGCAUAACUGGUGCCAGCACAGGGCAUUACAGCUGUUGCUACCACCCUGACUGGACCAGCCCUGUAAAGAUACAGCCCAGCAACACCUUGGAACUCAUAGUCACAGGCUUACUCCCCAAACCCAGCUUGUUAGCCCAGCCUGGCCCCAUGGUGGCCCCUGGAGAAAAUAUGACUCUUCAGUGUCAAGGGGAACUGCCAGACUCAACUUACGUCCUGUUGAAGGAAGGGACUCGAGCACCCUUAGAGCACCAGAGGCCAAGCGGGUACAGGGCAGACUUCUGGAUGCCAGUGGUGAGAGGUGAAGAUUCUGGCAUCUAUAGCUGUGUUUAUUAUCUGGACUCUGCUCCCUUUUCAGCUUCAAAUCACAGUGACUCGCUGGAGAUCUGGGUGACUGAUAAGCCCCCUAAACCCUCUCUGUCAGCCUGGCCCAACACCGUGUUCAAGCUGGGGAAGGACAUCACCCUUCAGUGUAGAGGACCCCUGCCCGGUGUGGAAUUUGUCCUAGAACAUGAUGGAGAGGAAGCACCUCAGCUGUUCUCAGAGGAUGGGGACUUUGUCAUUAACAAUGUAGAAGGAAAAGGCAUAGGAAACUACAGCUGCAGCUACCGCCUCCAGGCUUCCCCUGAUAUCUGGUCAGAGCCUAGUGAUCCCCUGGAGCUUGUGGGAGCAGCAGGGCCUGCUGCUCAAGAGUGCACUGUGGGUAACAUUGUUAGAAGUACCCUGAUCGUGGUGGUUGUGGUAGCCUUGGGGGUGGUGCUAGCCAUAGAGUGGAAGAAGUGGCCUCGACUCCGAACCAGGGGCUCAGACACAGAUGGCAGAGACCAGACCAUAGUGCUUGAAGAGUGUAACCAAGAAGGAGAACCAGGGACCACCACAAACUCUCCCUCAUCAACCUCCCAGGGGAUCUCAAUGGAAAUAACAGUCCCAGUGUAAUAAUCUUCUUUUCCAGAGUGUUCUUCUCCUCUCUUUUACCCUCAGAGACCCAGAAAUCCGAUUGGUCACCCUGUGAGUCAGCCCCAUCGACUGCUCCUUGGCCUCUGAUAACCUGAGUGGAGUAAAGGGGAUUCUGGGAGUUUCAAGCUCCACCAGGGCAAGAUGUUUCCUGAAGCAAAGUUCCCCACCCCCAUAACUCCUCACUGUACUGAUUUCCUGGCGCAUGAAAUUAUAUUAAAAUAUAUUCUUCUGAAUAAAGAAACUAUUCACUAUUUAACUGCAAAAA